AUGCCCAAGAAAUCCAACAUCAAGAUCAUAGAGUUUCUCACUGGCCGUAUCUAUCUCGGUGCCUAUGACUCCCCUCCUCAAGAUACUAACCAGACUGUUUUUUUCACUGUGGAAGAUCACUUGCCCUACAACCCUUUUCACCUCGACUUUGGCCCUUUGCACAUUGGCAAUCUUUAUCGCUUUGCUGUCGUUCUACACAACAUCCUCAACGAAGACUCCAACCAGGGCAAGGCAAUUGUCUUUUAUUCCUCCACUGGCCCCAAAAACAGAGCAAACGCUGCUUGUCUCCUAUGCUGUUAUAUGAUUCUAGUGCAAUCCUGGUCUCCCCAUCAGGUCCUACAACCCAUCUCCCAAAUCAAUCCUCCAUUGAUGCCCUUUAGAGACGCUGGCUACUCAAAUGCUGAUUUCGAAAUAUCGAUCCAGGACAUUGUCUAUGGAAUAUGGAGAGCCAAGGAGAGAAACAUGAUAGACCUAACAAACUUCAAUCUAGAAGAAUACGAGCAAUACGAAAAAGUAGAAGAAGGCGAUUUCAACGUAAUAUCAAAGGACUUUAUUGCUUUUGCUUCUCCACAGCAAAGUCACUACCACAAUAACCCAAGUGCCAUCACCAUCACCAACAACAACCAAUCAAAAAAUCACCUCAACAAACCCUUCAUAAAAGUCUUAAACUACUUUCAAAAAAAUAACGUCCAGAUGGUCAUCAGACUAAACUCGCAUCUUUACGACAAAUCAAACUUUGAAAAUUUGGGUAUCCAACACCUAGACAUGAUCUUUGACGAUGGCACCUGUCCUACAAUGCAAAUAGUCCAGGACUUUAUAGGUGUCGCAGAAGGCGUAAUCAACAAUGGAGGCAAAAUCGCUGUUCAUUGCAAAGCAGGUUUGGGAAGAACUGGUUGCUUGAUUGGCGCACACCUAAUAUACACUCAUGGCUUCACUGCCAACGAAUGCAUAGGUUAUAUGAGAAUGAUUCGUCCUGGUAUGGUCGUAGGCCCUCAGCAACAUUGGCUCUACCUCCACCAAAACGAAUUCAGAAACUGGAGAUACACAAUGGUCUUGGACAACAUCCCAAAGAAAUCUCUUGCUGGCUUCACUUCUCUAAUUUCCUUUGACAUUUUCAAAGCAAGACAAAAACAACUCAACCACUCAAACUCAAUCUCAAAAAAAACUUUCCUAAUAGCAACCCCAAACAGAAGAAGAAUCUCUGGCCAAAUGAAAAAAAGAAUACACAUCGCUGUCCCAAUCCAAUCUCCUGGCCAACCAAGAAAGGCCCCAAAUAACUCUGACAAUGAUAACGAUUAUGAAGAUUACGAUGACAAUGAAAUUUACAAUGAUAAUAAUAAUAAUAAUAAUAAUAAUAAUAAUAAAUCUAGCAAAAAUAAAAAUAAAAAUAAAAAUAAGAAUAAAAAUACCCAUAUUAAUAAUGAAAAUGAAAAUAAUCACAUAACCGCUGAAGAAAAUGAAGAAAAUGAAGAGAAUAAAGAAAAUAACCAAAUUGAAAUCAUCGAUCCAAUAAACGACCCUUCAAUAACUCAUAAUCACUCAAAUUACAAUCUUGAAAACAACGAUAACUAUCUCGAUAAUGACAAUUCAAUCAUCAUUCACAAAGUUAACAAUGUUUCUGACGUAGAAGAAAUUUCUGACCUACAGAUACAUAUUCAAAAUAAAACUUAUUCAAAUGGAAACUAUAAUACUACUGCCACUACCACUACCAGUACCAGUACUACUGCUAUUAAUAAUAACAAUAGUCGAAUUCAUUUAUCGCCAAAUCACUCGCCAAAUCAAAGACCAAGACAAAAAAUUAGCAUCAUUUCUUCAGAAGAAACAAAAGAAAAUAUCAUCUUGAGAUCAAUUACAAAUCCAAAUUCUAAAAGAUCUUCAUCAACUCCAUCAAAACCUAUUCAAAUUAACCACACUAAUUCAAAAAAUUCAAAUAAACCUACAAAUACAUCAAAUGUAUCUUCUUCCCCUAAAAAUUCUGACCAAAAUCAAAUUUUGCCCAAAUCUAAGCAAAGAUCAAGUCUUCGAUCUAGAAAUAGAUUAUCCAGUAAUCCAAGUACUGAAAAAGUUAUCAAUGGGGGUAUUAGAAAAACUAGUGCUUCAAGAAGAGCAUAA
Molecule: messenger RNA, 2112 nt
Organism: Ascoidea rubescens DSM 1968
Lineage: Eukaryota; Fungi; Ascomycota; Saccharomycetes; Ascoideales; Ascoideaceae
Gene: CDC14
Product: phosphoprotein phosphatase CDC14
Exons: 2
Coding region: 1-2112 (703 amino acids)
Biological process (GO): positive regulation of cytokinesis; regulation of exit from mitosis; microtubule cytoskeleton organization
Cellular component (GO): nucleolus; spindle pole; mitotic spindle pole body
Molecular function (GO): protein serine/threonine phosphatase activity; protein tyrosine/serine/threonine phosphatase activity
Source: RefSeq, a predicted model, not a curated record